Amphibalanus amphitrite is the source of this 4798-nucleotide messenger RNA. RefSeq names its product DNA-directed RNA polymerase II subunit RPB2. NCBI's taxonomy places the organism in Eukaryota, Metazoa, Arthropoda, Thecostraca, Balanomorpha, Balanidae. Gene Ontology annotation, cellular component: RNA polymerase II, core complex. The transcript has 22 exons. The record is from RefSeq and is a predicted model, not a curated record. Gene Ontology annotation, biological process: DNA-templated transcription. Gene Ontology annotation, molecular function: DNA-directed RNA polymerase activity; DNA binding; ribonucleoside binding. The coding region runs from base 279 to 3809 and encodes 1176 amino acids.
GACAAUUGUGACAAAUAAAAUCAAAAGUGGCGCGACGGAAUUUGUUUGCAGAUGCGUCGCGUCGUCCGCGACGGGUGAAUGUAUGUGCGUGCCAGCAGAUUAACUGGAAAUUUACACAUAAAUUUGUUGAUUUUAUUUGUCAGAAGAUUGAGAUAUUCUCUUCAUAAAAGUCCUAGUGCAUUACUAUUGCACUGGAAGCUGCUGUAAAUUUGUUCUGGUCGUUUCCCGGCUGGCGGCGUAAGCUUCAACUCUUCAAAUUGAAAUAAAGAAUAGACAAGAUGUAUGAUGAAGAAGACAUGUACGAGGAUGAGGACCAGGAGGAGAUCUCCUCGGAGCUCUGGCAGGAGGCCUGCUGGAUCGUCAUCAACUCGUACUUUGACGAGAAGGGCCUGGUGCGGCAGCAGCUGGACUCGUUCGACGAGUUCAUCCAGAUGUCCGUGCAGCGGAUCGUGGAGGACUCGCCGGCCAUCGACCUGCAGGCGGAGGCGCAGCACACGGCUGGAGAGAUGGAGACGCCGCCGCGCUACCUGCUCAAGUUCGAGCAGAUCUACCUGUCAAAGCCGACACAUUGGGAGACGGACGGAGCGCCGUCGGCCAUGUUUCCCAACGAGGCGCGACUGCGCAACCUCGUGUACUCGGCGCCGCUCUACGUGGACAUCACAAAGACCGUCAUCAAGGAGGGCGAGGAGCCGAUCGUCACACAGGAGCAGAAGACCUUCAUCGGCAAGAUUCCGAUCAUGUUGCGCUCGGCGCACUGUCUGCUGUCGGGCCUCACGGACCGCGAUCUGACCCAGCUCAACGAGUGUCCGCUCGACCCCGGCGGCUACUUCAUCAUCAACGGAUCCGAAAAGGUUUUGAUUGCCCAGGAGAAGAUGGCCACCAACACUGUGUACGUGUUCAGCAUGAGGGACGGCAAGUACCAGUACAAGGCCGAGAUCCGCUCCGCCGUCGAGUACUCGUCACGACCCACCUCUACGCUCUGGGUCAACAUGCUCGCCAGGACCGGACAGAACGUCAAGAAGUCUGCGAUCGGCCAGCGGAUCAUCGCGAUCUUGCCAUACAUCAAGCAGGAGAUCCCGAUCAUGAUCGUGUUCCGCGCGCUGGGUUUUGUCGCCGACCGUGACAUCCUGGAGCACAUUAUCUACGACUUCGACGACCCAGAAAUGAUGGAAAUGGUGAAGCCGUCGCUGGACGAGGCGUUCGUGAUCCAGGAGCAGAACGUUGCGCUCAACUUUAUCGGAGCUCGCGGCGCCAAGCCGGGAGUCACUAAGGAGAAGCGUAUCAAGUAUGCCCGCGAGAUCCUGCAGAAGGAGAUGCUGCCCCACGUCGGCGUCUCAGACUUCUGCGAGACAAAGAAAGCCUACUUCCUCGGUUACAUGGUGCACCGCCUGCUGAUGGCCUCGCUGGGCCGGCGGGAGCUCGACGACCGAGAUCACUACGGAAACAAGCGGCUCGACCUGGCCGGACCGCUGCUGGCCUUCCUCUUCAGGGGCCUGUUCAAGAACCUGCUGAAGGAGGUGCGCAUGUACGCGCAGAAGUUUAUCGACAACGGCAAGGACUUUGGCCUGCACCUGGCCGUGAAGACAUCCACCAUCACGGACGGCCUGAAGUACUCGCUGGCCACGGGCAACUGGGGAGACCAGAAGAAGGCGCACCAGGCCCGCGCCGGCGUCUCCCAGGUGUUGAACCGACUGACGUUCGCCUCGACCCUGUCGCAUCUGCGGAGAGUCAACUCGCCGAUCGGCCGAGACGGAAAGCUGGCCAAGCCGCGUCAGCUGCACAACACCCUGUGGGGGAUGAUCUGCCCGGCCGAGACGCCCGAGGGAGCCGCCGUCGGUCUGGUGAAGAACCUGGCCCUGAUGGCGUACAUUUCUGUGGGCUCUCAGCCGUCGCCCAUCCUCGAGUUCCUGGAGGAGUGGAGUAUGGAGAAUCUGGAGGAGAUCGCGCCCAGCGCCAUCAUCGACGCCACCAAGAUCUUUGUGAACGGCUGCUGGGUGGGUAUCCAUCGCGACCCUGAGCAGCUGAUGACCACACUGAGGAAGCUGCGCCGGCAGAUGGACAUCAUCGUCUCGGAGGUGUGUAUGGUGCGCGAUAUCCGCGACCGCGAGAUCCGGAUCUACACGGACGCCGGUCGGAUCUGCCGGCCGCUGCUGAUCGUCGAGAAGGGCCAGCUGCUGCUCAAGAAGCGGCACAUCGACAUGCUGAAGGGCCGCGAGUACAACAACUACAGCUGGCACGACCUGGUGGCCUCCGGCGUGGUCGAGUACAUCGACUGCCUGGAGGAGGAGACCACCAUGAUCGCCAUGACGCCCGACGACCUGAACGGCGAGAAGGACAACGUCUACUGCACCACGUACACGCACUGCGAGAUCCACCCGGCCAUGAUCCUGGGGGUGUGCGCGUCCAUCAUCCCCUUCCCGGAUCACAACCAGAGCCCCAGGAACACUUACCAGAGUGCUAUGGGUAAGCAGGCCAUGGGCGUGUACAUCACCAACUACCACGUGCGUAUGGACACGCUGGCGCACGUGCUGUUCUACCCGCAAAAGCCGCUGGUCACCACGCGCAGCAUGGAGUACCUGCGCUUCCGAGAGCUGCCGGCCGGCAUCAACUCGAUCGUGGCGAUCGCCUGCUACACGGGCUACAACCAGGAGGACUCGGUGGUCAUGAACGCCUCCGCCGUGGAGCGGGGCUUCUUCCGGUCAUGCUUCUACCGAAGCUACAAGGACGCCGAAACGAAGAAGAUCGGCGACCAGGAGGAGACGUUCGAGCGUCCGUCGCGCGACACGUGCCAGGGCAUGCGGAACGCCAUCUACGAGAAGCUUGACGAUGACGGUAUCGUGGCGCCGGGUGUGCGCGUCUCCGGCGACGACGUCAUCAUCGGCAAGACCAUCGUGCUGCCCGAGAACGACGACGAGCUGGAGGGCUCGGCCAAGAGGUUCACCAAGCGGGACGCCUCGACGUUCCUCCGCAACUCGGAGACGGGUAUCGUCGACCAGGUGAUGCUGACGCUCAACAACGACGGCUACAAGUUCACCAAGAUCCGAGUCCGCUCCAUCCGAAUUCCGCAGAUCGGCGACAAGUUCGCCUCCCGGCACGGACAGAAGGGUACUUGCGGUAUCCAGUUCCGCCAGGAGGACAUGCCGUUCACAGCCGAGGGUAUCACCCCGGACAUCAUCAUCAACCCGCACGCCAUCCCCUCGCGUAUGACAAUCGGUCACUUGAUCGAGUGUCUACAGGGGAAGGUGUCUUCCAACAAGGGUGAGAUCGGUGACGCCACGCCGUUUAACGACGCCGUGAACGUGCAGAAGGUCUCGGAGCUGCUCAAGGACUACGGCUACCACCUGAGAGGCAACGAGAUUAUGUACUGCGGGCACACGGGCCGUAAGAUGCAGGCCCAGAUUUUCCUGGGGCCCACCUACUACCAGCGUCUGAAGCACAUGGUGGACGACAAGAUCCACUCGCGGGCGCGCGGACCCGUGCAGAUCCUGGUCCGGCAGCCCAUGGAGGGUCGAGCCAGGGACGGUGGUCUGCGUUUCGGCGAGAUGGAGCGCGACUGUCAGAUCGCCCACGGAGCCGCUCAGUUCCUGCGAGAGCGACUGUUCGAGGUCAGCGACCCGUACCGAGUGCACGUCUGCAACUUCUGCGGCCUCAUCUGUAUCGCCAACCUGCGCAACAACACCUUCGAGUGCAAGGGCUGCAAGAACAAGACUCAGAUAUCUCAAGUUCGGAUGCCGUACGCCUGUAAACUGCUCUUCCAGGAGCUUAUGUCGAUGAACAUCGCACCGCGCAUGAUGGUACUCAACAACUGAGGUACUGUUCCCGUCGUCGACUGAGCUCGCCCCCGUCAUUAGACAGUCAGUCUGUCAUAAGAAAAAUUCCGUCAAUCAUCAGACCGUCGGCCUGUCAUCACACUCGGUCUAUCUCAUCCGAGUUCAGCACCUCGUCAGCGGAACCCUAGCAAUGGUAUAUCAACUCCCGUCGGUAACUGGCCUCCCGUUAGCAGACCCCGUCACCUGAGUGCCGCCAGUCUACCAUAGUCUCACACCUGAGCAACGGCAUUAGACCGUAAGGCGGUACCACUGGCCGCGCCUGCUUUGUCCGUCACUCUCGCUGUUCCGUCGCUCUACCCGUUCCCCCUCGUUCAUUCCCGGUCGGAGGUGAACUGAAUGCUAGCAGCGAGCUGUGUUCUGAAGCGGACUGGAGAGUGACCGAGGGUGGGUCGCUCGGAGCAGUGGCGGCGGCCGGUGCGUGACAUGACGCACUGGGGACGGGUGUGGCGCGACUGCGGCGAGCCCGGCGCGCCGGGAGAUGCGCUCCACCGACCUGGCGUGACGCGGUGGUCGGCGGAGUGACGGUGCGUGACGACCAGAUGACGGCGCCGCCACCGUGACGGUCGACCGUGGGUUUGUUCCACGCUGCGGCUGACUGUGAGGUCCAUUGGCGGUCAGUCCGCCGGCCCCGGACUGCAGUGUGGUGUUUGUGUCGGCCCCAGCGGCGGCCGGCGUAGGCAAGGGUUGGACCAGGACGGGGUGGGGGUAAAGGCCGAGAGGCGGGGAAAUGCUGUGAGGGCGCCCCCAACCGGGGAGCGAGUCUUACUGUGCUCUGUGAAGUGCACUGAGCGCUGUCUGGUGCACAGUCCGCAGUGCACAAUGAUAGUGCAUUGUCUCGUCCGAAACUGUGACUUGCGCCUGGCCGCCCGGCGGCAGCGAGUCGUCUCUGUGAAGUGUCGUUUGCUCUGUUCAUUGCUCUCAUCGUGAAAAUGACCCUCAAUACAAGAUGUAUUGGUAAAUAUUUUAAA